Messenger RNA from Penicillium angulare, 1737 nucleotides. Its product is annotated as CoA-transferase family III. The transcript has 2 exons. Gene Ontology annotation, molecular function: catalytic activity. The record is from RefSeq and is a predicted model, not a curated record. Lineage: Eukaryota; Fungi; Ascomycota; Eurotiomycetes; Eurotiales; Aspergillaceae. The coding region runs from base 1 to 1737 and encodes 578 amino acids.
AUGACUUAUAAACCUCACGAAACCAUCGCAGGCGAUGAUUUAUAUGGACCAGGAACGUUCAUAGACAAAGAAGUCUUACCAGUUCCUGAGGAUGCUCGCAGAAUAUUCGAAAUUUUGGCUUCCCGCACACCGGGAUUUACCAAAGACAAGGCAGCAUGGGACACCGUUCAGUUUGAGGGGAACCCCAAUCCCAUGAUACCUGGACCCAUCAAGUCUCCAGCGGUAUCAGCAGCUCUGCAUGCAAUGGCAGGUUUAGUGGGAAAUGAGCUCUUAGAGCUUCGCGACGCAAAAAAAGUGACUGAUAACAAUGUGACAGUUGAUACCGACCAUGCUGGAUUCUGGCUUGGUACCAUAUUAACCACGUACUUUGAUGGAGUCGACGCCUCAUCGCUAUCGCGAUCAGGAGAGUUGAAUAAGCUGUUCACUCGAGACUUCCAGCCAGGAUUCGGGAGGCCCAUUGCGCUUCGCACGACAGCGAUUUAUCAGACAAAGGAUCCAAAGGUUUGGUACCAAUUGCACGGCUCGCUUAAUGCGGACAAAACACUCAUUUCCAUGGGAAUGGAUCCAAAUGUCGUCUUAGGGUCCCCCCUAGAGUGCUACGAAUAUAUCCAAGAUCAUGUUCGACAAUGGAGUCCGGAUGAGCUUGAGAUGCAUAAUGUGCGCCACGGUCUUUGUGGAAGUAUUUGUUAUACCCCCGAUGCAUGGAGAAAGACCCUCUUCGGGAAGCGACUUGCGGAACAUCCUUUAGUGAAGGUUUCGGAGGAAUCGUAUGCAAAGCCCACGCCCAAGGUGCCUCUUCCUAAAGUCCAAUCUGAUCGACGACCACUUGCUGGAGUCAAGGUCUUGGAGAUGGUGCGAAUCAUCGCGGGUCCGGAGCUCGGGGCAACCUUGGCAUCAUAUGGAGCAGACGUUAUUCGAGUAAACUGCAGCCGGUUGCCAGAUUUGAACCUACUACAAAUGACAUUGAAUGCUGGAAAGCGUACCAUUGAUCUCGAUAUCACAAAAGAGGAAGACAUGGCUCGUCUUCGUGAGCUUAUUGCAAAUGUCGAUGUCUUUGUCCAAGGCUUUAGAUUGGGAUCACUUGGUCGAAAGGGGCUUGGUCUACAUGAUCUUCUCAGAGUGGCAGCCAAUCGGGACAAAGGAAUCAUCUAUGUUGAUGAGAACUGCUAUGGUCCAGACGGACCAUUCGCAGAACGUCCCGGUUGGCAACAGAUUGGAGAUGCCGCCUCGGGCAGCUCAUAUAUCAUGGGUCGAUCCCAGGGUUACGAGGAAGGGAAAAGCACAUUGCCAUCUCUUCCUGUUUCCGAUAUGAUAACUGGUAUUGUUGGGGCCCUGGGUGUGAUGAUUGCGCUCCGGGAACGUGCUAUCAAGGGAGGUUCCUAUCAUGUAAUGGCUUCGCUCGUCGCUGCAGACACCUUUGCACUAGAAAAAGAAGUCGGGCUAUACCCACCAGAAACUCUGCGAGGUAUCACUGAACAGUUUGAUUUUCACCCGAUCACCACAGAUCUUUUUGUGACAGAGAUUUUGAGAUUGGUCAUCGAUGGUUGGAAGAGAGGUCUUCCUGGAUACCUGGAUGAGAACUCGAAAUUCAUGAUGACUUUCGAUGAACCAGGAUUUUGGGGAAGGCAGACACUUUUGAAACCUGUCGCCAGACUUGGCGACCAAGAGGCCACACCGAGGUGGACUACUCCUCCGGUGCCGUAUUGCCACCACGAUAGGGGAAUCAAUUGGAAGUGA